GGCUUUUUCUCAGUAUGUGUGGAAGCAACGAAGUAACUAGGUCCUCUCUCGGUGGAAGACCGCGGUCCGAGCGACAGCCCGUCUCUCUGCUCUUACCUUACUCGCCCAACUCAAGUACCAUGGAGGAAUCGAGUAGUUGACAUUUCCUGCUGCAGCCUUUCUCUUUUUAAGCUUUCUUCCCGUCAGAUCAUUGUGCCCCAGGCCCGGUUUUUAUUGACGUUUCCAGCUCCCGGCGACUGACUCAAGCUUCUCCCACCCGACAUCAUGAAGUACAUCAUCGGCAUUGGCGGAGUCACCAACGGAGGGAAAACCACCCUCACCAACCGACUGAUCCAGACCCUUCCCAACUGCUGUGUGGUCCACCAGGAUGACUUCUUCAAGCCCCAAGAUCAGAUUGAAGUUGGUGAAGAUGGCUUUAAGCAGUAUGAUGUCAUCACUGCUCUGGAUAUGGACGCCAUGAUGAGCACCAUCUACGCAUGGCUGGAGAAUCCGGUGAAGUUCGAGAAGUCCCACGGCGUUAACAACACCCUGGACACGGAGAUUAUCCCGAAGUCUGACCGCAGCGAGGAUGAGGUUCACAUCCUCAUUGUGGAGGGCUUUCUGCUUUACACCUAUCAGCCUUUGAUCGACGUGCUUAACCGGCGAUACUUCAUCUCUAUCCCCUAUGAAGAAUGCAAAAAGAGGAGGUGCUCAAGGAACUACAAGGUGCCAGACCCACCCGGUCUGUUUGACGGCCACGUCUGGCCCAUGUAUAAGAAACACACAAAAAUCAUGGAGGAAUCAGAUGUUGACGUCUUGCAGCUAGAUGGAACCAUGUCCAAGGAGCAGUUGUUCAACUUUGUGUAUGGCGACAUCCAGAAUAAAAUCCACAAAUCUCUCUAACAAAGGUCAUCUGAUCGGCUAAGGAAACCAUGUACUCGACGUGCAGGCAGAAGACCGGCUUGCCUUAAAUUUAUUUUUACCUGACAGUUUUAAUUGACUGACAAGAUUUUUUUUUUUUUUUUUACACAUAUAUAAAAUGCUUUAAUGCAUACAAUGUUGGCAUGACUUUUUUUAUCCGUCAUAUUUAUUGCUUUGUUACAGCCUACACUCCAAAAAAGAGCUAAUUGAAAUGUUCAAGAGAUGGUUGCACUAUGAGGCAUGUGUCAAUAAAUGAUUCUUCUGCCAAC
Molecule: messenger RNA, 1169 nt
Organism: Fundulus heteroclitus (mummichog)
Lineage: Eukaryota; Metazoa; Chordata; Actinopteri; Cyprinodontiformes; Fundulidae
Gene: mibp2
Product: muscle-specific beta 1 integrin binding protein 2
Exons: 8
Coding region: 265-882 (205 amino acids)
Cellular component (GO): cytoplasm
Source: RefSeq, a predicted model, not a curated record